This is a messenger RNA of Podospora bellae-mahoneyi, 1010 nucleotides long. RefSeq lists its product as uncharacterized. The transcript has 3 exons. The record is from RefSeq and is a predicted model, not a curated record. Gene Ontology annotation, cellular component: membrane. NCBI's taxonomy places the organism in Eukaryota, Fungi, Ascomycota, Sordariomycetes, Sordariales, Podosporaceae. The coding region runs from base 1 to 708 and encodes 235 amino acids. Gene Ontology annotation, biological process: vesicle-mediated transport.
AUGGCCUCCUCAUCCACCUCCACCCCCCUCCUCUACUCCUGCAUAUCCUACUCCUCCACCCUCCUAACCGAAUCCUCCACCUCCUCCUCCCCCAACCUCCCCCAACUAGCAACCCUCAUCCUCCCCAAAAUCGACCACUCCACCCCCCAAAAGCUAACCUACACCCACGGAACCUACCACAUCAACUACAUCUCCGAAUCCCCCCUCCCCCUCACGUUCCUCGUGAUCUCCGACUCGUCCUCCGUAUCCCGACGCAUCUCGUUCAACUACCUCACCGCGAUCCGAACUAAAUUCCUCGCCGCCUACCCCCCUCAAUCAACCGACCUCGCCACCCUCCCAAAUUACGGCUGCGCCUCUCUGAACUCUGACCUAAAGAGGCUCAUGAUCGAGUACGGCACCAACAAUGUGAGAGGAGAAGACAACGCCGAGCAGGACGACGCCAUUCGUACCGCCCAGAGGGAGAUCGAGGAUGUGAGGGGCAUCAUGACGAGAAACAUUGAGGGCCUGUUGGAGAGAGGGGAACGCAUCGACCUGCUUGUCGACAAGACUGAUCGCCUGGGCGGGUCAGCAAGGGAGUUUCGCGUGAGGAGCAGGGGGCUGAAGAGGAGGAUGUGGUGGAAGAAUGUGAAGCUGAUGGGGCUGUUGGGGUUGGUUUUAGUGUUGAUUAUUGUGACGGUGGUGGUGAGUGUGAAGAACAAUCUUCCUUAGGGUUAUGCCAUCACACUUUAUUCCUGCACAAGCAAUAUUUUUUGGGUUAUUUUUUUAAAUCGUGUGGGCGGAAGAAGGGGUGAUGGGAAGUUUUGGGUUUGGGAUUGGUUUUGGGAUGGGUAUAAGCAGGCGAACUCAUGGGUUUUAAAUUGUGUUGUCUGAGUUUGGGAAUGUUUUGUUCUAUUAUUUCCUUGCCCGUGGUAUAUUGGCUCUCUUUUAUGAUGUUUGUCCUUUUGCUUAUGAGCUUGGGUUGUACUUGUAUUGUACUGAUAUUAUCUAUACACGCGUCGUUCGUUGCCUUG